AUGAAAAGUGACCAGCUGGUCUGUCAUUACUCCUUUGAUCAGAAGGUGGUUGUUGCGGUGCAGUCUACCCACAUUGCUCGAGCCAGCUUCCAAGUUGAUGCUUUCGGAUCAUCUUUCAUCCUAGAUGUGAUGCUAAACCAUGACCUGCUGUCUUCUGAAUAUCUUGAGAGGCAUAUCGAGCAAGGUGGGAAGACAGUGGAAGUUAAAGGAGGAGAACAUUGCUAUUAUCAGGGAGAAAUUCGAGGAAAUCCUGUAUCAUUUGUUGCCUUGUCAACAUGCCAUGGAUUACAUGGGAUGUUCUAUGAUGGAAAUCAUACUUACCUUAUUGAGCCAGAUGAAAACUACACUUCAGAUGAUGACUUCCAUUUCCACUCUGUUUACAAAUCCAAGCUGAUAGAGUUCCCUUCGGAUGACCUGCCAUCUGAGUUCUGGCAAAUGAAUACUACAUCGCAGAAGUUUGUUGUAAAGCCAAGACACAAAAGAAGUAAAAGGCAGGUUCGUCAGAUUCCACACAAAGUUGAAGAGGAAACAAAAUACAUUGAGCUAAUGAUUGUAAAUGAUCAUCUAAUGUGUAAAAAGCACCGCUUGUCAGUCGGCCAUACAAACAGCUAUGCUAAAUCGGUUGUGAACAUGGCAGAUUUAAUAUAUAAAGAACAACUUAACACCAGGAUAGUAUUGGUUGCCAUGGAAACCUGGGCUACUGAUAACAAGUUCACCAUAUCUGAAAACCCCUUGGUGACCCUACGUGAGUUUAUGAAAUAUAGGAGAGAUUUUAUCAGAGAGAAAAGUGACGCAGUUCACCUUUUUUCGGGGAGUCGAUUUCAGAGCAGUCGGAGUGGUGUAGCCCACACUGGUGGAAUCUGCUCCUUGCUUAAAGGCGGAGGUGUGAAUGAGUUUGGAAAGCCAGACUUAAUGGCAGUUACUCUGGCACAAACCUUGGCCCAAAACAUUGGCAUUUUCUCAGACAGAAGAAAACUUAUAAGUGGUGAGUGCAAGUGUGAGGACACAUGGUCUGGAUGCAUAAUGGGAGACACGGGGUAUUAUCUUCCAAGCAAGUUCUCCAAGUGUGAUAUUGAAGAGUAUCAUGAAUUUUUAAACAAUGGAGGUGGAGCCUGCCUUUUCAAUAAACCCACCAAACUUCUGGAUCCUCCAGAAUGUGGCAAUGGCUUUGUGGAAGAUGGAGAAGAGUGUGACUGUGGGACGAUAGCAGAGUGUGCCAACGAAGGAGGAGAGUGCUGCAAUACUUGCACCCUGACGGCAGGCUCCCAGUGCAGCAAUGGGCUUUGCUGUCGGAAGUGCCGGUUUGAACCUAAAGGAGUUUUGUGCCGAGAAGCAGUGAAUGAUUGUGAUAUUGCAGAGAACUGCACAGGAAAUUCCAGUCAGUGUUCUCCCAACAUUCAUAAAAUGGAUGGAUAUUCAUGUGAUAACAAGCAGGGUAUUUGUUUUGGAGGAAGAUGUAAAACCAGGGACCGGCAGUGUAAAUAUAUCUGGGGUGAAAAAGUGACAGCUGCUGACAGGUACUGCUAUGAGAAGCUGAAUAUUGAAGGAACCGAGAAAGGAAACUGUGGAAGAGACAAGGACUCUUGGAUACAAUGCAAUAAACAGGAUGUGCUUUGUGGAUACCUUCUGUGCUCCAAUAUAUCCAGUGUGCCCAGACUUGGAGAACUUGAUGGUGAAAUCACAUCUUCAAUCUUGCAGUUUGGAAAAGUCUACAAUUGCAGUGGUGGCCAUGUGAAGCUCGAUGAGGAGACAGACCUAGGCUAUGUGGAGAAUGGGACGCCGUGUGGGCCGAACAUGGUCUGCCUUGAGCAUCGCUGCCUCCCCACCGAGGCCUUCAACUUCAGUACCUGCCCAGGCACCACAGACAGCCAGAUUUGUUCAGGACAUGGU
Messenger RNA from Balearica regulorum gibbericeps (East African grey crowned-crane), 1890 nucleotides. Lineage: Eukaryota; Metazoa; Chordata; Aves; Gruiformes; Gruidae. The record is from RefSeq and is a predicted model, not a curated record.